Messenger RNA from Symbiodinium sp. CCMP2592, 1062 nucleotides. The record is from the annotation of a GenBank genome assembly. NCBI's taxonomy places the organism in Eukaryota, Dinophyceae, Suessiales, Symbiodiniaceae.
AUGCAGAAGAUCCUCAUGCAGAAGCUGGACCAUUGCCUGUAUGUGGGUGACCUGCCCGGAUUCCGGCGCCAUUUCAACCUCCAGAGCACUUAUUUGCGGGGGCUUGAAAUUGAGCCAGUGUUUGGUCUGCUUGACAGUGGUGAGCGUGGUGAUGAUGUGGCGGCGGAGUUCUUACACCAAAACGGUUUCAGGAGGGUCGGGGAGGUAGACAGCGCUGGGUGGCGGCCUCUGCACUACGCAACAUUGGCCGGCAACGUAGAUGUACUGCGAGGCCUGCUGGAGAAGCGCGCUCAAGUUAACGGGCGCACAUGGAAGGAUGAGCCGUCGCUGGGCUUUCCUCCUACGAUGUCCGCCCUGGACCUGUCACUGUUCUACAGGCACCAUGAGGCCACGCGCUUGCUUCUCAGGGCGAGAGCUCACCUUGUUGGUGGAGUUUCACCGGCGGUCAUGCAUGCAGCUGGCGGAGACAAUGCGGAAGGCAUUCGAAUGGUGUGUGCAUUGGGUGCUGUGCCACUGUCGCAGAAUCUGCUUGGAAACCCCACCUUCGCGACAGCAGCUGCUCUUGCAGCCACAGAAGCCCUGGAAGAGCUGCUGGUGCAGGGACACCCAAGCUCGAUGGAUCUUUCUCGGGCCCUCUUCGACGCCACCAUGUUUCGGGGCGGGUCGGCAGAACUGGUGCAGCGAUUGAUCACCCUCCGCGCCGACGUCGAUUUCCAGUUGGACUUGCCGCGGGACUGGAGCAGACUGGGCCGGCUGCUCCUUGCAGUGAAGUCCUGGCAACACCGGCGGGGCCGUACCAGUGCACUAACUACUAUAGCCUACCACUUGCAUGGCAGCACGCCGCUGAUGCAGGCAAUCCGGUCGGCUCAGUUCGAUGGCGCCGCGGCCCUGAUCGCGGCCGGCGCCCGAUUGGAUCUCUGCAACUGCCGGAAGUGGGCCGCAGGGGACUUUGCCCAUGGGCAGUCGAUCCCACAUUUUCUACAGCUGGGCUUGGAGGGGGACCUGUCAGAAUGCCGAAGGAUUUCCCUGCUCACACAAUCGAGCAGCUGCUUUUCGAUUUGA